AUGGAGUACUCUGGCCCUGCCUCCAUAUCCGCCGUUGAAGCCGAUCUUGCUCUCAGUGACGAUGAGGACAUCACAGACCAACACUGGCCCCCAAUAGAUUUAAAUACGCAGUGGUUUGGCCCCACCCCUGGCAGCCUCAAGUUGAGGUCCCCCCCUCUGCCACCCAGCCCUCCACCUCCACCAAGCGGCACUCACGACUCCCGCACCUGCCCACACAGCACCCCCUCUCAGCCCACCUCCGCUGAUGGUGCUUCUACGUCAAAGCAGCCUUCACUGUCCACUGCAGACACAUCAGUCAACCAGGAGUCAACGUGGCAUGGCUGUGCGAGCCGCUCCCCCGCUGCCGUCUCAGUUGUCAACGCGUUGCCUCCCGCUCUUCACACCUCCCGUCAAGCACCACCACCACGGCCGCGGGCCGGCGCCACCUCCCAUUCUUCAGCCACUACCACGCCUGAGUCGCCACAAGUUACCGCUCUUCGUGAAGCUGUCGCAAAGUUGACAGCGCGAUGCACGGCCAUUGAAGCUCGUUUCGAAGCUAUUGAUGCCCGUUUUGCUGCCAUUGAGGCGGGUAUGGCUAGCAUUAGGGCCGAGCAGGUCGCCGCCGGCCGCACACUCGACACGCCUGUCGAGUCCAACCAAGCCCUCGUCGCGACCGUCACCACUUUCUCAGAGAGGCUGGACAACAUCGCCGCCAGCUUUGAGAAGCUCAGUGCACGGUUCCCUGAGGACCCACCACGACGCCCGCCUCGCGGCAGCGCUACUUUGACGUCCCCACCGGCCUCCCGUUCACCCAAAGGCAGACUUCAAUAA
Messenger RNA from Eriocheir sinensis (Chinese mitten crab), 810 nucleotides. RefSeq names its product tyrosine-protein kinase ABL1-like. The coding region runs from base 1 to 810 and encodes 269 amino acids. NCBI's taxonomy places the organism in Eukaryota, Metazoa, Arthropoda, Malacostraca, Decapoda, Varunidae. The transcript has 2 exons. The record is from RefSeq and is a predicted model, not a curated record.